CACCACCUUGACUUCGCCUUUUAUAAUGCACUCCAUCCCGGUCAGGAUCAUCUCGACGUCCCAUAAUGAGAUCUCCUCGAUAUCCUACACCCAAGACCAUCAUUGCGAACCAGCCCAACUCCGAGGCAAGACUGUAUAUCCCCCCAGAUAUGGCCCGGUAUUCAACACUUCCCAUGUACUACUUGACUGUAAGCCCCUCUAUUUUUGACGGAUUUGAAGAAGAGGAAGAGGAAGAGGGCAAUCUGAGCACUGCCGCAAACAAAGGCACCCCGGAACCACCGACAAACCCGGGGGCCGAGGUAGGCGGUCCAUCAAGACGGGACUUCUUCUGCCCCAGGCCAGAAUACUUUCCAAGAUAUUCCUCAGCAUGGUGGCAGGAACCGGAUCCAUUGGCGAUGGGGGCGAUUGCUGCCGCGGGGAGGUAUGUCGCAGCUCCCGCCUCUCCCGCCUCUCCCGUCUCUCCCGCCUCUGGGCAGGAUGAGGCAACGACCCGAGGAAUACCUCAAAGGUGGAGAAGGCGACUCGUCAAGAGGCCUUCACUCCCUGCCUUGAAGACCCAACCAGCCAGGCUGGUUUCAGACCUCAAUGAGUCCAACCCGUAUUCCGACCUCAUUGAGUCCAGUCAGAAUGACAUGACCAUUCGAUUCCUUCGGAACGGAGACAACUACCCGUUCUCGGGGGGGCUGGCAGCAUAUGCGGAUGAUUAUGAUUUUGGGUUCGGGCAGCGAUACCAGGUCGACGGUCAAGGGGCAAGAGUCGUGGUCACAAAUAAGCGAGUGCUGCCUGAGAUCCUACGUGGUGAGAGAGAUUGUGUCGUAUGCACCGAAACAAAGGACGUAGUCGAGUUCCCCAGCACAACCGUGACCAAGACCUGCAAACACCCGCCAAAUACCUGCUUGGAGUGUGUCAAAAUGUCGAUCAGGACGGACCUGAACAACAACUGGUGGAACAAUAUCCGGUGCCCGGAAUGUCGAGAGCCCCUACAAUACGACGACGUCCAAAGAUACGCAGAUCCAACGACACGAGAACGGUACCUGAACCUCUCCUUCCACUACACCUUCCUCGAAGCGGACAACGUCGUGCCGUGUCCGGCCAACAGCGACGGCCACGGACAGGUCUUCCACGACGGCAAUCCGCUCCACGGGGCCGCGCCAAACCCGCGCAGUCGCCACUCCGAGCGGCAAGACUCGGCUCCGGCUCGCCACCCAGCCCAGAAGGAAGGAGGAGGAGCAGCCGACCGCGUGGCAGCGUCCUCGUCCCCGUCCUCGCCCCUACCGGAUAGGGGGACGGCGGCGGCCUCCUCGUCCUCGCGGGCCGACCGGUGGUGGCGGUGCACGUGGGCGGCCAGGCCGGAGGCGCAGGCGCAGGCGAGGGUGGAGCGUGACUCGCGGCAGGCGCGGAGGGAGGCCGAGAUGAUCGUGCGGGGCGCGGCGCUGGAGAGAGCCGAGAGCGAGGCGCGGCGCAGGGCCGAGGACGAGCUGAGCUUACGUUUGGUUGCCUCGACGUCGAAGCCGUGCCCGGGCUGUGGCUGGGCUAUUGAGAAGAAUUCGGGAUGGUAGGUUGGG
This is a messenger RNA of Phialemonium atrogriseum, 1565 nucleotides long. RefSeq lists its product as uncharacterized. The coding region runs from base 66 to 1559 and encodes 497 amino acids. The record is from RefSeq and is a predicted model, not a curated record. Gene Ontology annotation, cellular component: ubiquitin ligase complex; cytoplasm. Lineage: Eukaryota; Fungi; Ascomycota; Sordariomycetes; Cephalothecales; Cephalothecaceae. Gene Ontology annotation, biological process: protein polyubiquitination; ubiquitin-dependent protein catabolic process; positive regulation of proteasomal ubiquitin-dependent protein catabolic process. Gene Ontology annotation, molecular function: ubiquitin protein ligase activity; ubiquitin conjugating enzyme binding. The transcript has 3 exons.